UGUUUUUCCAUGGAGCAUACGCAAGAUGCGCUUCUGUGAAACAUGACGGAAGACAACAAGGAAUCCUGAAAUACGUGUAAAAGCAUAGUUCAUUGCUUUUCUGCUCUUCAUAGAAACGAAAUUUGACAAAUUGAAACUCAUUGAAAUACGAUACCAUUUUUUUAGUAAGCGCAAAACACUUUGGUUGGUGUCCUUGCCAAUUAUCUACAACUACAAAGAAAAUGGCAUCCGCCGAUCCUCCUCCAAGCCAUGUAGCUUCUGGCGAAAAAGACUGCGCUUGCGAUAGCGGAAGAAGCGCAGUGCCUCCAUUUUUUCCGAUGGUGAGAAAGGGAUGCGAAGAAGUCAGUGCUGGUCUAUUCCAGUGUCUCUCGCGUGGCGAACCAGGAAACUUAUGUCCAACGACUAGAAGACCCUCCUUUUGACACGAUAAGGCUAAGUCUUCGAAACGGCUUUACAGCUUAUCCAUGCUUGUAGAAAAACUGAAUAUAUGAUUCAGGGACGCACGCCCUCCCCCCCUGUGGAUGGCCCUGUGGUGGCGCUUGCGCGCUCUUUUCUGCGGAUUCUUGGGGUGGAAGGCGUCCAAACUGGGAGCGGGCGCCCCCUUGCGCCUCUCUGCAUGUUCCCGAGGUCUCGAGGCCUGGCCCCUUUUGCUGGGUUGCCCCCAUCAAAUGCGCGGCAAGAGCCGGCCGGCCGAUGACCAAGGGCCCGGAGGGUACAGGCCACACGGCUCAGGGGGUCCAGCCUUGCGCCUUUUGCCGCCUUCGGAGGCCUUUCACACCCGGCACGCUGCUGCUGUGGCGAGGGGCCAGCACAUAGGGAGCCGGUCGGGUACAUGCAGGCAGCUGGAAGUGAGCGGAGGAAACCCCUUGAACCCCUUUGGAAGCCUUCCACCUCCGGCAGACGCCUCCCAAAGGGUUCCGAGGAUCCACGGCCCCCGCCGCGCUUGGGGGGGCCGCUCCCCUGAGCCAUGUCACAUAUUCAAGCCGCUGUGACCGAAACCUAUCGUUCUUGAGUACAUCGAUUUAGCGUGUCAAAAAUUGUAGAGGUCAUUGUCGCGUGAAGACGGUGAGGAGACGCUGCGCCGGUGUGACUUCACCGCAUAUGAAAAGUGCUUUCUAGAUUCAGUGAACAAGCCAGGAGCAGUGAAGCCCUUGGUAAAAGUGGCAUUUGAUUAGCCUCGAGAAUGUCCCACAACUACAAUUAGACAGGCCUGCUUCUACUGCGAACUAAGGGAAUUUUUUUCGAUGAAGCGAUGCGCAUUUUCGAAAUCUUAGCUUUGUUUGGCCAAAAGCUUACUUUCGCUUAAUGUGUCCGAGCUAACCAACUGUAGAAAAGUGGUUUGCAAAAUAAUUGUCUGUCUAGAUCGACGUGAUCUGUUAUAUCGACUUAUUCGAAUGAGUGUCGCUGGUGGAGAGCAGAAAUAUCUGUUUGGUUUCCUAAAGAGAACAUCUUUCUAAUGAUUUGGAAGACUUCUGUCCCUUCAAAAGAGUAAAUUUCCUCUGGAGUAGAAGACGCUGCACUUAGUGUAAGCGCGUGGAUGGCACAUCUAUGAAAGAGUUUGAUUCUGUUAAGCCUGUGAUGCUCUGGC
This is a messenger RNA of Amoebophrya sp. A25, 1588 nucleotides long. Lineage: Eukaryota; Dinophyceae; Syndiniales; Amoebophryaceae. The record is from the annotation of a GenBank genome assembly.